UUGAAUUCGCACGUGACAACUUCUCCUUGGCCAGUGUAACGUAAAUAGUGAGUGUAGUUAAUAAUAAGAACUAAUCGCCGAGUGGAAAAAUCGCACGACGAAAGAUGAAGAUCAACAUUUUACGAUGCCGCAGAAAUACGCUUUAUCGUCUUUUUUAUACCUGUGCACGCGUUCAUGAGGGAAUGUGAAUUGGAAGCUCAAGAUAAGGAUGAAUUCAAAUGAAUCUGAUUAAAUAAACAGAGAUAUACAUUUAAUCUAACGUAUCGUAAAGCAUCGGAAAAUCGGCGAAGAGAAAUCCCAUCAAACAGAGCUCGUCUACGAUGUUUUGUCUAGGAGGAAGAAACAGUGACGAUACGAGACAGGAUGAUUUUGGGUGGUGGUUGAGCAACGAGGAUGGUCUAAAAUCGCCUAGAUCAACUCGUAGUAAAGAUCAUCGGUCGGUGGGAUCGUCCGAAUCGAUGUUUUCCUGCAUAGAUUCUGACGACAGCGAAAGUUAUGCCCUUGCGCAGGAAUUCAAACAAGAAUGCAACGGUAAUUACAAGAAAAUAGAACUUACGUCGUUAAUUAACGAAGAUUGUGACGUAAAUCUCAUCGAGCUAGAUGCCAUUAGGGAAGAAGGGGACGCCGCGUCAUUGCUAGCGGAAGACGAGGUACGGUGUUCGGACGAUUCGAACCCGAGGUCGCAGGACUCGCGCGGCACGUGCUAUACACCGGAAAGGCUGGUCAGAUCUCAGAAUUACCGAAUACUAGCGCCGUCGCCCCCCUACUUGUCGAUCUCUCAAAUGAGAGAUAUGCCAGAUAAUCCACGGAAGACGUCUCGCUGCCGCCACCGGUUGGACUACACUAUCGACUCCAACAAAGAUGAUGGAACGCAAAUGAAAACUUUGACGAAUCCCAAUCCGAAGGAAAUAGUGGUACCGACAAUCGACUUGCAUCGUUGGAAAAAAUAUGAACAAGUCUAUAGCAGGGGCAACAGGACGAUAAACGAUAAAAAAGAAACGAAAACGGAAGACAUGUCCGAUUAUUCAAGCAGCCUGAACGUGUCCGAUUAUUCGUUUAGCAAGAGAUCCAGUUGCGAGAGAUUGAAUGACACAUGGGAGAACAGUGGCAAGAUGGAGACACGCAACUGUUCCAGCGGUUGCUCUGAAACGACUCCGUUCGAAGACACUUCCGGUAUCCAGAGCAACGAUUCGACCUCCAAUACACACACCUCGAAUAUGCAAAGCACUCCUCCUCUCUGUCUCAGUGACGAGUUGCCAACAACGAAUUACAGCCUCGAUACUACACAGAGACAACGUUCUACUACCAAUAAGGUGGAAUCGAUCCUGGAAGUACUCGACACAAAUCCCGAGAAAGCUAUGGCUCUUCUUGAGAAAGAUAGUUUUCACGACAGCAUAUCCUCACACGAUCAAUCGACCAGGCUGGCCUUGACCAUUGAAACGGAUGAGAAUAUGUUGCGAAUUCCCGAGAAAGAACAAUUAAUUCAUCUUCAAAACAAAAUAAAGAAACUUCAAGCUGGCAACAAAGAAAUUUAUCAAGACAUAUCUGAUCUUCGAAAGAACUUUAAAUGUGAGGAACAGAAAAUUACAGACAUCUCGUCCAAGACCAGCAAACUACGACAGGACAUACAUGAUUUGCGAUAUCUCGACGACCUUUUGCAUCUCUUACGGGGAGAAUUGAGUAGGAUCUCGGAAAGAAAGUGGCCAUUUGUUAUAGGACGUAUAAGAAGUUAUAAGGAGGAAAUGAAUCUCAUCGUGUGAACGAUACAAAUUACAUCCAUUAUAUCGAUAGAAUUUAACGGAAGAUUUUACAAGAACUUUCAUAAAAUUACAAUAAAUAAUAGGUCGAUACAUAGAGACACAGUUGAAUAUACACGUUUCACUGCCAUUGUUACUAUAAUUCACAACGACGUGAACUUACAAGACAGGUUAUAACUCUCUCUCUCGCGCGCGCGCGCUCUCGCUCUCGUAGAACCGACCAGUAAACGUAAAUUUUACAUCUUAAUAUAAUUGGUUGUCCGUCUACAAAACAAAUUAUUCUAUAACGUUAUCAUGCAAAUAAAAUGAUCGUGAUACGAGUGCACGAGAUUUGAAUCGCAUGCGCAAAUAGAAAUUAGACAAUAGAACUUCAACAAAUUCUAUUUCUAUUCUCUGGAAUAGGCAUAUGAAUAAUACCUGUAUAUUACUUAGAUAGAUUUUUGCCUUCUGAAAAAUUUAUUUAUAUAGAAAAUGUACAAUGUAUUUUUAUAUGUAUACAAUCCAUAAUUCUAUUUUCUUUUAUAAUUUUGUAAUUUAAUAACUUGUUCAAAAGCCUCAUAUUUAUUGCUAUUGAACUGCUGCCAGUAUUAGUAUUAGUAUUUAAUCACACGAUAUACCGCAGGCAGGUAUUCACUCAAAAUUAAUACUUACAACAAACGUAUGGAUUCUAGGUUUCAGGAUUCGGUACAUGUAUUAUUGCUCUAACGUUAGUUACAAUUAAUAUGACAUCUUAUUUUAUCUUUCUCUUGCAUUUUACAAACUUUUCUAUCUAUAGCCAAACAUUUAUAAAUAUGUAAUUAACGUUAGACUGUUAACCGAGGAAAACAAAAUUAAUUCACUUUUUGAUACCUUAAACUUAAUAAUUUAUUUAUCUGGAAACCAUGUAUUUUUAAUGUAUCAUUAUAUUUUUAUUGUGCGUACCUA
Molecule: messenger RNA, 2681 nt
Organism: Bombus pascuorum
Lineage: Eukaryota; Metazoa; Arthropoda; Insecta; Hymenoptera; Apidae
Exons: 6
Coding region: 321-1760 (479 amino acids)
Source: RefSeq, a predicted model, not a curated record